AUAGUUGUGUGCUUAAUAUUGGGAAAGAGAAAGCUGCCUCUGAGGUCCAGUAGUCGGUCACCUCCUUGCCAGUCUAUGCUCAGCCCUCGGGGCUGCCACUGGCUCAGUGGGACCAGCGUUCCCUCAUUCCUGAUAAAGCCAGUGGAGGGAUUGCCUUGCUCUAACUUGAGAUGUUCUUUUUUUUUUUUUCUAUGUAGCCUUUCUUUUUUGUUCCAGGUCCAUUGCUUAAGAUAUUGCCUUUGGCCUAGAAUAUCUGCUACCCUGGCUGCAAUUUAUAUAUUUGAGAAAGGCUUUUUCUAUUUUACAUAUUGAUUUUUUUUUUUUUUUUUAAGUACCAUUCCUCAGAAGGAAAACCUGAUUUGAACAAAAUACCCACUUUUAUUUUGGUUUCAUGUGGAAGUAACUUUGGCUCCUGAAUGAACCUGUUCUAUAGAAAAAUAACUUCAUGUUGAAGCACAAAUGUGAAUAUUAUUAUAAACAAUAAAGGUAUGCUCUUUUCCCUUCUCCCCCAUCCUCACUCCCAAUUUUACUGUAUUAAAUUAUCCACAGCUCUGCUGGUCUGUCUUUAUUUUUUAUUAGUAUUAAUUUGGUCUGAGAUCUUCACCUUCUAUAAUGUGAGAUCUUUUGACAUGCUAAUCUAACUAUUUUAAUCUAUUCCUUGAAAAUAAUUCUAAAUGAAGAAUUUAAAAUAAAAACAGGCAAUGAUUAAAACCUGGACUGUCUCUAAUGUAAAUGUUUAUGUAACAACGUGAUUGGUGGCUGGGUCACUGACUAGGAAGGGGAGGAAGGCCUGCCGACGAGUGCCCCACUUUCCAUCCUGCCUUUAGAAAAGUGCCCCUCUGGGGUUUCUUCUGGAUAAUGGAGAGAGAGAGGAGGCUCUGUGACCCUGGGGGUAGGGAUGGUGAGGCCCAGCAGGGUCCCUUCUGUGUGCCAGGGCUUAUCAUGCUUAUAGGCUGAAGCCUGACUUUGACAGGGCUUCUCCAACACUCAGAAGAGAAAAAGAUGACCCCUCCAGGGUGGUAGCCUCAGGAUCUAUCCAGGUAUCCUCAGAGAGAACUUGCAUCAACAAAUGUCAGUGACCAGGGCUUGGACCCAUGGCCCAAAUGGUCACCACAGAGGUCAGGACCAGUGGUGAUGGAUGUGGUUUUGGAAGACAUGAAUUAUUGCGGUGACCUACCUGAAGAAAAAGAAAAAAAGAAGUUUUUUUUUUUUUUUUCUGACCUACCUGACCCUCCACUAAAAGAGCCUCCGUUUCCCUAGCAGACAUGGGCGCCCUCUUUGGUGGAUUGGCAGCCACCAUCUGCAGGAUUAGAUUGGCUAACAAAUUGUAAUUAUAUGCAUAAUGAAGAAUGUUAACAGUAAGCCAUAGGCCUUGGCUUUUGUCAUCUAUAAGUAACACCUAUUGUGUAUGCAGUGAAACUCCAUCUGGCUCUUUGCUGGUAGUGUGGAGAACACUGCCCUUCCUGGGCCAGGGGGUAGACCCAGUUGUUGGGCCUUCUGAUGGAAGCAUUAAGGAUAUACACAGUGGGGUCAUCUGGAUUAGAAGUCAAGGUCAUUUACUGCACCCUGGCCUAUAGUCUUCCUAGACAGUGUUCCUCCAAGCUUGGGCCAUGGGUCAGCCACCUCAGUGGUGGGCCCAUUGGUAAAACUGGUGGCUUUCUGGGCCCCUCCUCCAGUGAGUCUGACCUACUCUUACUCCUGGGGUGGCUCCAGCAACCUAGCUCUAAGGGACUCCCCAGCAAAUGAUUCUAUCAGCAGAAGUUGGAGAACCACUACAUCCAGAUACGAGGUAUUGCAGAGAGUUGGUGGAGGCCCACUGGCUUCUUUAUUGCCUCUUUGCACCUCCCCUGUUUGUAAACGUUGUCUCCGCGUGGCUUCAAAACAGCCUACAAUCUUAUCAGACAUAAAAGCUCCUCCAGGUUUGUACGGCUCUGCUUCUCACUCCGUGCUAGACACAGACUCCCUGACUUUGAUUAGGCUGUUGCUAUGCUCAGAGCGCUCAGCCCCAGUUCCCUCCACGAAGUUACUCUGUGCCCUAAGCCCCCUUCACCUCCUCCCCCAUACUAUGCUGAGCUAACCCAGGUUAUUUUGUGAGUUCACCUCAGUCCUCUUGACUGGAUGCGAAGGGUGAGACCACUGCUGUCCCAGAACCUGGUGGUUCCUGGCACGGGGUUGAUGUUCACUGUUUGCUUAGGAAAAUUAACCGGGCAUUUGAGAUUCAUGAAAAUAUUGAAGCUGUUGAAACUAACCGGCCUGAAUCGUGCGGCUUCAUAAACAGUCAACUUAACGUGGUUGGCUGCAGCCUGGGACACCCACCGACACCAGGCGGGCAGCUGCAGUCAUCACUCCUGCCCACCUCCAGCCGCUGGGGUAACACUAGGUCCGGGGCCAGACUUCCUGCCCCUGUAGAGGAUACCUGACCGCCUCUCCCCGGCCCCGCCCACGCGCACCACAGCCCCAGGCUUUUAUUGGCUGCCCAAUGCGGACCUCCUGUUUAUUGGCCCCUCUUUAGGAGGUUAGAACCCGCCAUAUCUAGGAAUUCAUUGGUUCUUUUAUUUGCCAAUCGUGUGGCUGCCGACUUUAUUCAGUUUUCAUUGGUUGACGGGUUAAGAAGGCGGGGUUUGGUGAUUUUGCUUAGACAUGGCCGACGGCGGCGGGAACUGGCGGCCGCCCCGACCCUGCGAAGCCUACCGCGCCGAGUGGAAACUCUGCCGCAGCGCAAGGCACCUUCUGCACCACUAUUACGUCCACGGCGAGCGGCCGGCCUGCGACCAGUGGCUCCGCGACCUGGCCAGCUGCCACGAGUGGGAGAAACGCCGCAGCGCCGAGGCCCAGCAAUCCCUCUGUGAGAGCGAGCGGGCCCGAGUCCAGGCUGCACGGAAGCAUGCCCUGGUGUGGUCCCUGAGGCGGAGCCCCCCUGCAGACUGGCACCUCCCUCUGCCCCAGGAUGAGAAAGACGAGUGAGGAGUGGUCCUGCUCGCCACCUCUCCAGCUGCCUCCGCCUGUCUAAAAUGGACCUGUCUUGCGACCUAAGGACUAUGACUGGCCCGUCAUAGUGGGUCCCUGCGAGCUCCACCUGGCCUAGAACAUGGAGCAGGACAUCUCCAGCCCCACCUGCUGUACCCUUUACCUGCAUUCAGGGAGUCUCACCGCGUGACACUCUGAAAGACAGUUUCGCCCAUUCCAGAGCUUCAGGGAAGCCAAGCAGCAUUGUAGCUAUCUGUGAGCAGCCAGGGUGGGCUGGCUCACCCUUCUGCCCUGGAACAACAGUACGGGAGAUGGCAGACCUGAGGUUUAGAAUUCUUAGGUAAACUCUUGAGUCACAGCCCUGAACUGUGUGGACACAUGGGUGGAUCAGAAUAAGGUAGCCAAAUUGUGCUGCUGUGAAUGCCUUACCUGGCCCUUAAGAAACAGGCCCCUACAUCCUAGGCUUGGUGAACCAAGUGUUGGCAGCCACUGGCCUGGGCAGCCUGGAGCUCACUCUCUGGCCCACUCCCUCACUUUCACAGCAGACACAGGUGGGCACAGCUGGUAGCCAGGAGGCAGGGUGGGACUGAGGAUGGGGUUCACCUCACCUGUAGGUCAGCUCUCCUCCUCUCCAAACCUCAGAGCUAGACCCCUUGGAGAUGCUGGUUUUAAAGAAAUGUACACAGCUUCAGAACACACAGCCUUGCAUAAGAAGGGUUCAUGGAUUCUUGGCUUAGAAAACCCAAGCCUCAAACACAUGAAAUUUAGGUUUCUUGCCCUCACAAUUUCCCCUGGUCAUUUUUAGGAAAUGUCGACUGUAUUAAGAGCUAUUUCACACAUUUGAUUCCAAACAGAGGCUGAAAAUUAAAUCCACAUUUGUUAGAUUUCACACCUAAUAUCGUGCUCAGACAGUAUUAAAAUUUUGAAUGCUUAUACUCUUAUAGAUGUUUAUAAAGUAUGUAUAUGAACCAACAAGAGUCUCAUUCUUGAAGCGGUCUUUUACUGCUAAUAAAAUGAUUUAGCAGCGUGCAGUUCACAGGGACCCGCUGUGUGGUAUGGUGGUGCGGUGGCCAUGUACCCAGCGGCUUUCCUUGCUCUCUUCCUUGCCAGCGGGACCCUCUGCUUCUUUGUGCCUCCCCUGUGGCUAGGCUCCAUCCUGGCCACUAGCGAUGGGCCAAAUAGUUUUUAAUUCAUUCUUUGGGGCAAAAUAAUCCAUCUUGUCAAAAGGGCUUAAGAGAGAGAAUAAAGUUUCUGCUUAUGUCAUGUUUUCUCCUGUACACCUCAGGAAUCA
This is a messenger RNA of Loxodonta africana (African savanna elephant), 4258 nucleotides long. It is a transcript of the gene C19H22orf39, whose product is annotated as chromosome 19 C22orf39 homolog. The coding region runs from base 2641 to 2964 and encodes 107 amino acids. Lineage: Eukaryota; Metazoa; Chordata; Mammalia; Proboscidea; Elephantidae. The transcript has 3 exons. The record is from RefSeq and is a predicted model, not a curated record.